Molecule: messenger RNA, 273 nt
Organism: Iphiclides podalirius (scarce swallowtail)
Lineage: Eukaryota; Metazoa; Arthropoda; Insecta; Lepidoptera; Papilionidae
Source: the annotation of a GenBank genome assembly
AUGAGUAUUGCCGCCCUGAUCCAAGCCGCCGAAUACAUCGAGAGGCGGGACAGAGAGGCGGAGCACGGCUACGCGUCCAGUUUGCCGGUGUACGAGGAGUCGCGCGUCGGCGGGGGCAGGCGGCCCAAGACGAAAAAGUCCCAGGGCAGCAGGACGACUCAUAACGAGUUGGAAAAGAACAGGUCAGUUGUUGUUUAUAUUAAACGCGAGUGGGGUCGGGCGGCGCGGCGACCUUGCCACGCGCCCCCCUCCCUCGCCAGGGGAGAGUGCAUG